AUUUAUUCAGAGACUCACAAUUAUUAACACUCACUGAGUUUAAGGUAAGUUGUGGACUAAUUGAGAUCGAGAAGUUGAGAAAGACUUUUUCCUGAACAGUGUACGUCAAGCAUGAAUGUCAAUUGAGGACAGCAUUUGUGUCCUUCAGAGAUGAUGUUCAUUUAUACGACUCUACUGAUUAUCCGUGGAUUUACAGAUUCAAGAUCAGAACAGUAUAUUGUAGUUGGACCCACUGAUCCUGUUCUUGUUGUAGCUGGUGAAGUUGUGAUUCUGCCCUGUAUCAUCAAACCCGACACCAGUGCUGAGGACAUGAGAGUGGAGUGGUUUAGACUUGAUUUACAAGACUCAGUAGUGCAUCUCUAUGAGGAUCAUAAAGACACAAACACAGAUCAGAGUCAGUCCUACAGAGGGAGAACACAACUGUUCAAUCAAGAACUACAGAAAGGAAACGCAUCACUCAAACUCUCAACAGUUCAAGUCUCUGAUGAAGGACUUUACAAGUGUUUCGUUCAAUCCAAAUCCUGGUAUGAUGACAUCACUCUUAAUGUCACAGUUGAAGCUGUAGGAACUCAACCACUGAUCACAAUAGAUGGGUUUGAUCAUUCUGGAGGGGUUCAUCUACAGUGUGAAUCCAAAGGCUGGAACCCUGAACCUGAACUAGUGUGGUUGGACCAUGAAGGAGUCGCUUUGAAAUCUGAAGCUACAGACACACAGAGAGACACAGACAGAUUCAGCGUUAAACACACCAUCACUGUAUAUAAUAGUGACAGCAAAUACCACUGCAGAGUCCAAAUAAGACAUCAUAUGCUGGAGACAGAGAUUAUUACCUCAAAACAGUAUAUUGUAGUUGGACCCACUGAUCCUGUCCUUGCUGUAGCUGAUGAAGAUGUGAUUCUGCCCUGUACCAUCAAACCCGACACCAGUGCUGAGGACAUGAGAGUGGAGUGGUUUAGACUCGAUUUACAAGACUCAGUAGUGCAUCUCUAUGAGGAUCAUAAAGACAGAAAUACAUAUCAGAGUCAGUCCUACAGAGGGAGAACACAACUGUUCAAACAAGAACUACAGAAAGGAAACGCAUCACUCAAACUCUCAACCGUCCAACUCUCUGAUGAAGGACUUUACAAGUGUUUAAUUAAGUCCAAAUCCUGGUAUGAUGACAUCACUCUUAAUGUCACAGUUGAAGCUGUAGGAACUCAACCACUGAUCACAAUAGAUGGGUUUGAUCAUUCUGGAGGGGUUCAUCUACAGUGUGAAUCCAAAGGCUGGUACCCUGAACCUGAACUUGUGUGGUUGGACCAUGAAGGAGUCACUUUGAAAUCUGAAGCUACAGACACACAGAGAGACACAGAUGGAUUCAGCGUUAAACACACCAUCACUGUAUAUAAUAGUGACAGCAAAUACCACUGCAGAGUCCAAAUGAGACAUCAUAUGCUGGAGACAGAAAUUAUUACCUCAAGUAAAACGUUUAAUUCAUGGAGGAUGUCAGUCAUCUGGACUUCAGUUGCAGUUGUGUUCAGUGUGAUCGUUGUAAUACUGAUUGCAGCUUUUAUUCAUAAACACAGAGAUUUAAACAAGAAGGGGAGAAUUCAAGAAGAUUUAAACAACGAGAACAGGAGAAUUCAAGAAGAUUUAAACAAGAAGAGGAGAAUUCAAGAAGAUUUAAACAAGAAGAGGAGAAUUCAAGAAGAACUCAAUCAACAUUUACAGAAACAGAAGAUCAUUAUCCCAUAUGUGAUCACACUUUUCAGAAAACAUGCAGUGAAUGUGACUCUGGAUCCUGAUUCAGCUCAUCCACGUCUCACUGUGUCUGAUGAUGGGAAACAAGUGAGAGGUGGAAAGACACGAUCAACAAAAGUGAACAAUAGAGAAAAUGAGCAAAGUGACACAUUUGAUGAAUAUCUUGCCAUCCUUGGAAAGGAAGGAUUCUCCUCAGGAUGUUUUUACUUUGAGGUGCAGGUGACGGGGCAAACCAGAUGGGAUUUAGGAGUCACCAGAGAAUCCACUAACAGGAAGGGGAUAUUUGAUCUGAAACCUGAGACUGGAUACUGGACUGUGCAGCUGAGAUAUAGAAAAUAUUGGGCUUGUGAUUCUGAAUCUGUCUCUCUUUCCCCGAGUGUGAAGCCAUGGAGGGUGGGUGUGUUUGUGGAUUAUGAGGAGGGUCUGGUCUCCUUUUAUGAUGUGGAGGACAAGUCUCAUAUCUACUCUUUCACUGGUCAGUCUUUCACUGAGAAACUGUAUCCAUUUGUUUGUUUAGGUUAUGAUUGGAAUAAAAACCCUGAACCACUGAUCAUCUGUAAUGAUUUCUAAUGAGAUGAAUUUACAGAUGAGUGUAUUUACAACAGCAAAGAUGACAAAAAAAUGAUACAUUUUCAGAAAAAAAUACACUGUUUAAAGUGCAAAGCUGUCAUUGGAGUGGUACCCUUAUUUUGGUAUCAUAUGUGUUUGAACAAAAACAAAAAGGUACACUUUUUCCCCCAAAGUGGAACAAAAAUAUAAUUGUACAUUUAAAGGCACACAAAAGAUCUUUAGGGUAUAAUUAUGUACCCAAAAUGAGUAAUACAUUUUAUCAAUCAUGAUAUUGAUUGGACACAACUUGUAGAUUUGUAUGAAUAACAAAUCUUUAAAAUGCAAAACAAAUGAAUACAUUAAAUAAAUGAGUACAUAAAAUAAAAAUAGUAUAAAUGUUGAAUGGGUAUAAUUAAAUAUCUUGUAUUAACCGAAAUUAAGAUUAAGACUGAACUAAUGCUAAUUUCUGAAAUCUUAUCCCGCUGUACUGUAUUGUCAAACAAGACGAAGUCAGAAAAAGGAAACUGAGUGGAGAGGUCAUGAGGUCUGAGCGUGAAGCAGAAAGCCCAAGAGAGAGUUGAGCAGAUAUUAUAUUCUAAUUUACAGGAAUCAAUAUCCAGCCCAAAACAUGCAUAGCAUAUUCCCUUAAAAAGAUCUGAUGUUUGUCUGGAUUCCACUGAUGUUAGUAAUUGUCUCUUAUCACUAAAUAAUGAUUAAAAAUGUCAAUUGUUUUUCUUCAAGGUUACUUAAAGGUGCCAGUAAUAGACCUUACACAUAUGAAGUACUGUUAUGACUCUGUGGUAUUUUGUGUGUGUAACGUUGUUGGAGUUUUCUAUCUGUGUUUGUGUGUAGUGUGCUACUUCCUGAUUGCUGUUAUUCAAGUACAGAAAAUUAUCUGCACAGUUGUGUAGAAUUAGCUGCAAAAAUAAAGGGCAUUUUGUUGUGGCUUGCUUCUGUUUCACAAAUUUGUUCAGUUUCUUUGACUAGUUUAGUGAACACUAGGUGGCGACAAAUGAGCGUCUUAUGUGCAAUGAGUGAGUCAUUGAAUCAUUUUGAUGUUCAAGAGACUUUAUAGUAUUUAAGCAUUAUAAGAACAAAGCAGAUCUAUAAUUUCCGUUCAGUUUUGUGAACAGCCGAGAAUAACAAUUCUAAUAGUCUAAUAAUAAUACUGAGUAUCAAAAAUG
This is a messenger RNA of Myxocyprinus asiaticus (Chinese sucker), 3470 nucleotides long. Its product is annotated as butyrophilin subfamily 2 member A2-like. NCBI's taxonomy places the organism in Eukaryota, Metazoa, Chordata, Actinopteri, Cypriniformes, Catostomidae. The transcript has 14 exons. The record is from RefSeq and is a predicted model, not a curated record. Bases 151 to 2307 code for a protein of 718 amino acids. Gene Ontology annotation, molecular function: protein binding.